This is a messenger RNA of Nestor notabilis (Kea), 788 nucleotides long. It is a transcript of the gene HDHD2, whose product is annotated as haloacid dehalogenase-like hydrolase domain containing 2. Lineage: Eukaryota; Metazoa; Chordata; Aves; Psittaciformes; Psittacidae. The transcript has 6 exons. Gene Ontology annotation, molecular function: phosphatase activity. Bases 9 to 788 code for a protein of 259 amino acids. Gene Ontology annotation, biological process: dephosphorylation. The record is from RefSeq and is a predicted model, not a curated record.
GAAGGAGGAUGGCAGCUCGGCGUGCGCUGAAAGCUGUCUUGGUGGAUCUCAACGGCACACUUCACAUUGAAGACUCAGCUGUGCCAGGCGCGCAGGAAGCUCUUAAAAGGCUGCGCAGCGCUCCAGUUACCAUUCGAUUUGUGACGAACACAACGAAGGAGUGCAAGAGGGAGCUGCUGGAGAGGCUCACAAAACUGGGCUUUGACAUUGCAGAAAAUGAGAUCUUCACGUCUCUGACUGCAGCCAGGAACCUUCUAGAGCAAAAGCAAGUGCGGCCUCUCCUCCUGGUGGAUGAUAAGGCCCUGCCUGAUUUCACAGGGAUAGCCACUGAUGACCCCAAUGCGGUGGUGGUAGGACUGGCUCCAGAGCACUUUCACUAUGAGAUGUUGAACAGAGCAUUUCGGUUGAUUUUGGAUGGGGCUCCUCUUAUUGCUAUACAUAAAGCCAGGUACUUCAAGAAAAAAGAUGGCUUGGCUCUGGGACCUGGACCUUUUGUAACUGGGCUGGAAUACGCAACAGACACUAAAGCAACCGUGGUGGGGAAGCCAGAGAAAACCUUCUUCCUGGAAGCUCUGCGGGGCACUGACUGCACCCCAGAGGAUGCUGUCAUGAUCGGUGAUGACUGCAGGGAUGAUGUUGGAGGUGCUCAGAAGGCAGGCAUGCGUGGGAUUUUGGUACGGACCGGUAAAUAUCGACCAGCAGAUGAAGACAAAAUCAAUCCAGCUCCUUACUUAACCUGUGAGAAUUUCCCAGAGGCAGUGGAACAUAUCCUGGAGCGCCUGCUAUGA